Messenger RNA from Syngnathus typhle (broad-nosed pipefish), 1727 nucleotides. RefSeq lists its product as uncharacterized. Lineage: Eukaryota; Metazoa; Chordata; Actinopteri; Syngnathiformes; Syngnathidae. Bases 171 to 1430 code for a protein of 419 amino acids. The record is from RefSeq and is a predicted model, not a curated record. The transcript has 10 exons.
GCAAGAGGGAGGUGAGCUGCUAUUUUUGUCUUUCCCCCAGCUAGAAAGAGAAGUGUUCAUAGGGGGUGGCCUUCCUUUUCGCCUUCUGGACCUCUCCCGAUCAUAGAAACUUCUGGAGAAGCGGCUCCUGGACUACAAAAGGAAGUCGGAGCCACGGCGGGAGAGUCGACAUGGCGCUGGUGUGCUACAACAAAUGCUGCGGGCAGACUUUUGAUGCAAACAACAACAAGGAUGAUUCCUGUCUCUUCCAUCCUGGAAACCCCAUUUUCCACGAUGCACUCAAGGGUUGGUCAUGCUGCCGCAAGAGGACAACAGACUUCUCGGAAUUUCUCUCCAUCAAGGGCUGCACCCGCGGGCGCCAUAGCAACGAAAAACCCCAAGAGCCUUUGCUGCCCGAAGUGUCGUCCGACAAGGCUGACAGUAAAAUCGGCAACGGCCAGGAGAUCAUCUACCAGGGUCCCAAAUCUUCUGAAAAGCUACAGAAAGAGAGACCAAGUUCAGACGAAGCCAAGACCAAAUUGCCCCUCAAGGUGGCGCCGUCCCUCGCGAAGGAGCUGGAGAAGCUGAACAUAAACGAGAAGGCGGAAAAGGAGAAGAAAGAGAGCCAAUAUGUGCUGCAAGGCACACGAUGCAAGAAUUCAGGAUGCAGAACAAGCUAUCAGAGCCCAGAAACUAACCAGGAGGACUGCACGCACCAUCCUGGUGCGCCGGUCUUCCAUGAGGGAUACAAGUACUGGAGCUGCUGCUGCAUUAGGACCGUAGACUUCAAUGCCUUCCUGGAACAGAAGGGCUGCACAACCGGAAAACACCGUUGGGUCCCCAAGCAGGACAAGAAGAAGGUGGCGUGUCGACAUGACUGGCACCAGACGGCAAACAGCGUCGUGGUGACGAUCUACGCCAAAAACGCCAACGCCGAGUACAGCUGCAUCGAGGCCAACGGGACCGUGGUCUCCUGUCAUGUCCAGUUUGAAAGCAACAAGAUCUUCAAGAGAGACUUUCACCUUUGGGGGGUCAUCAGUGUCCAGCACAGUGUUGUCAACAUGGUUCCAUCCAAAGUGGAGAUUACUCUCCGCAAAGCUGACCAGGUGUCGUGGGGCAAACUGGAGGACCCCAACUACAAACCCGAGCCGGAGCCCACGGCCGACGACGCCCAGGAGUCGCAAGAUCCCGACUGGGACAUCGACGACGAUGACAUCAGCGACUCGGACGAGGAGUGGGCCUACGACACGGCGCCGACAAAGACGCAAGUGGAGGCGGGCGGAGGCGAACGGCGGGCCGACGUGAAAGAGGUGCAGAAUGUAAAGAGGGAGGAGGUAGAGGAGGAGAUGAGGAAGGCCAUAGAGAACGAGAGGAAAGCCGAGGAGAAGAUGGAGGAACUCAAGAGGCAGCAGGAAGAGGAGGGAUAUGAAGAUAUGCCUGAACUGGAAUGAAACAUCCAGAGUAUAAUAAACAAAAAAUAAUAAUUGAUGUUACACUCAGAAACAUCAAAAUCAUUUUAAUGCUAAAAUGUAAGUUCCAAUGAAAGUGUUUGUGUAAUUGUCAGUUUGUGAUAAAUCACAAACAUUUGAUAUGAUUAACAUCUACGAUAGCAUACAUAUUACUCCCACACCAGUAGAAUAACAUUAGUUUCACCUUGUAUAGUGGCAAAUUUCAAUUUAACUAAUUACUUUUUUUUGCAGUAAACGUUUCUGUAACUUGCAAAUAAAAUUCUAUAUAAAUACACAAAA